ACGUGGUCCAACAACGCUGCAGCUGGACCAGCGCAUGCAGCAACAGCAGCAAGAGAUACAAAAUAUUCGUCAGCAACAGCAACAAGAAAUGCAUGAUGUUCCAACAACAAAAUUUCAGGUGAUAAAUGAGCGACAUGAACAAAUAGAGCAAAUACUAGAGCAGCGAAAUCAAGCGCUAGAACGACAAAUACUUUCUGAAGAAAUGCCACAUAAUAGGAUCCCAACAUCAGGGCAGCCAUGUGUUUACGAAGCGUCAGAAGAAGAAGUUGCUUUAAAAAACUUAGCUAAAGACGUUUACGUUCAUUUUACAUUGUUGAUCGAUUAUAUUAGCUACGGAAUAAAUUAUUUAAUAUCACUGAUACUAAACAAUUUUUUCGGUUAUCCGGAACCAAGUAAAGUACACAUUGCCACACCUACAUUUCAUCCUGCCGUACUAAUAACGGGAGCGUCAGUAGGCGUAGGAAAAGACGUAGCGUUAAAUUUGGCGAGAAAAGGAUAUACUGUAUUCGCAGCAGUAAAUAAAGUUGAAGAUUUUCAAUCAUUACUUGGACAAUUCAAAAGUUUUAAAAAUGAAAAUAAUGGAACACUUCGUUGUAUCGUAAUGGAUAUGGCAAACCGGAAAGCUAUGCAAAAGACGUAUCAUACUAUUCGUCAUGAUAUUGGACGAGAUAUUCCAUUCGUGGGUUUGAUUAAUGUUGCAACAACUGUAAUCUAUUUGCCACUUGAAGUCGCAUCAGAUGCAGCAAUUCACGAUAGCUUCGAGACAAAUCUUUUCGGUGUAAUAUAUUUAACUAAAUUAUUUUUACCACUUUUGAGGGAGAGUCGAGGAAGAGUUAUAAACGUUGGAAGCAUUUCAUCGUUAAGUUCUGCCUCGUCAAUGGCCAUUUAUGCUGCUUCUAAAGCGGCAUUAAAAGCUCUUACUCGUACUUGGCGACAAGAAGUUAGAUCAAUGGGAGUUAACAUGGUGCUAAUAGAGCCAGGGUUCUCCACCAGUUCACCAUAUCAUGAAAACCUUCAACAUGUCAGCCCGAGAACACUGGAGACUUAUGAUACACAAUUCAAAAUUGUUGGAAAACUUUUCGAUGAAGUAGUCGAUGCUGCAAAUCCUCCAGGAAUAGUCACCGAUGCAAUUGUUCAUGCUUUGACUUCCAAAUUCCCAAAAUCUACUUAUUAUGUCGGAAUGGAUUCGAAAUCUUUGGCGUUGUUGAAUUGGCUUUUAGGUGAACGUAUUUCGGACGCUAUUCAGGCAAAGAUUUUUGGAUUUUAA
Messenger RNA from Ambispora leptoticha, 1267 nucleotides. The record is from the annotation of a GenBank genome assembly. Lineage: Eukaryota; Fungi; Glomeromycota; Glomeromycetes; Archaeosporales; Ambisporaceae.